This is a messenger RNA of Ruditapes philippinarum (Manila clam), 11210 nucleotides long. RefSeq names its product 1-acyl-sn-glycerol-3-phosphate acyltransferase delta-like. Lineage: Eukaryota; Metazoa; Mollusca; Bivalvia; Venerida; Veneridae. Bases 82 to 1239 code for a protein of 385 amino acids. Gene Ontology annotation, molecular function: 1-acylglycerol-3-phosphate O-acyltransferase activity. Gene Ontology annotation, cellular component: endomembrane system. The record is from RefSeq and is a predicted model, not a curated record. The transcript has 9 exons.
AGCACAGCAACAACAACAACUAAGUUUAUAUUUUAGUUCAACCUUUGAAACAUAAUACGCCACGGUAUAACUCGUUACACAAUGGGUUUGUGGUCAUGGUUUAAAAGUUUGACGAUAGUUCAUCUGUUGAUGGGAUACAUUUUCAUGGCAAGUGGUUUCCUGGUCAGUUUUCUUAUGCUGGUUGGUGUUGUGAUAAGACCAUUCAACAAAACACUGUACAGAAAAUAUGCCUACUUCCUAUCGUAUGCAUUAUGGAGUCAGUUUUCCUUCCUAGCUCAUUGGUGGGUUAGAGCAGAUUGUAAGUUAUAUAUAUCACCUGAAGAUCAGAAACGACUCGGCAAGUCUCAUUCUGUUUGUAUGGUAAACCACACAUAUGAGAUAGACUGGCUUAUGGCAUGGAUGAUGGCCGAGAGACAUGGUAUGCUGGGGAAUACAAAAAUCUACGGAAAAGAUAUAUUGAAGUAUGUACCAGUGCUUGGAUGGACCUGGUAUUUCACAGAAAGUAUAUUUCUUAAGAGAAGCUGGGACGAAGAUAAGAAAAUUCUGGAAAAAUCAAUCACAGAACUUAUUACCUACCCAGAUCCUUUUUGGGUAACUCUCCUGUUGUUUCCUGAGGGAACAAGAUGGACGCCAAAAAAACAUGCCAUUUGUCAAAAGAUCGCUAAAGAGAAAGGAUAUCCGGAGUACAAACACAUGCUCUUGCCUAGGACAAAAGGAUUCACUUUGUCCAUGCAGCUGAUGAAAGGAAAAAUACCUACAGUUUUAGACUGUACCGUUGGAUUUCCUGCCAGUGAACCUGAACCUACUCUAUGGGACGCUAUCUCUGGGAAAAAGAUUAGAUGUGCCAUUAUAGCAAGAACAUACAAAAUAGAUGACAUACCUUGUGAGAAUGAGGAAGAGUGUGGUAACUGGCUGAGACAGAUUUAUAAACAAAAGGACGAUGAUUUAGAAUAUUACAAACAGACUGAAAAAUUUAAUGGGCUUCCAGUUAUAGAUGUUCCGAAGCGUUAUUAUGACCUGUGUUGGUAUAUAUUCUGGUUAUGUUUAACAUGUAUACCACUGUGUUACUAUGUGGUUUAUCUAGUGUUUACUGCUUCCAUUGUACAUAAAGUGACAGUCAUCGUCAUAGUGACUGCAAUGAUUUUGGUCAUGAAGUGGAUGAUAUCAUUUUCUGAGGUUAAACAUGGAACAUCUUACGGACUGGAGAAUAAACAAAAUGGCACGAAGAAGUCACAAUAACGCUGGAAAUAUUUUGAGAUAACUCGACAAAGUAGCCAGGUCCUUCAUUUCAUUAAAAGUGUCUUGGAAAAGGAAACACAAGUUCAUUUGAUAUUUAUUUAUGGUAUAAUAUGAAUGAUAAUUCUGUGAUAUACUAUAGGUUGACAUCUACGUGUAAAAGGUCAACAAGACAGUAGUCCCAAUUACUUGCAUUUAUUAUAUGACAUUGGUAUGAGCCGCGCCAUGACAAAACCAACGUAAUGGGAUUGCGACCAGCAUGGAUCCAGACCAGCCUGGGCAUCCGCACAGUCUGAUCAGGAUCCAUGCUGUUCUCUAUCAGUUUCUCUACAUGUUAUAGGGUUAGUCAGCGAACAGCACGGAUCCUGAUCAAACUGCGCGUAUGUGCAAGCUGGUCUGGAUCCAUGCUGGUCGCAAACCCAUUAUGUUGGUUUUGUCAUGGGGCGGCUCAAUUAUGUUUUCAAUACUGUAUAAUCAAUACUUAUUUGAUUAUAUUUCACACUUUUUAACAUUUUAACAUCAUGAGCUCUUUGUAAAGUUGAUAUGUGAAGUCAUGAAAAAAUAACUUAUGAUUUUGAUGUUUUUGAAAAAAUAAGUAAUUAUUUUGAUGUUAUUGAAAAAAUAAGUAAUUAUUUUGAUGUUAUUGAAAAAAAUAAGUAAUUAUUUUGAUUUUAUUGAAAAAAUAAGUAAUUAUUUUGAUGUUAUUGAAAAAAUAAGAAAUGAUUUUGAUGUUAUUGAAAAAAUAAGAAAUUAUUUUGAUGUUUUCAAUAUUUAUUUAGCUUUAUUAUGUUAUAUGGUAAAAAAUGAAACUUAGAUUCUUUGGCAUAUUACAUAGCCUUGCUUUGACCUUCUUACCAAAAUGUUAUAAAGAUUUCUAUAGAAUCACUUUUUAACCUAUUCUAGACUUGUUUAUUAAGGCUAUACGAAAUGAUAACUCUCGUACAGUCCUAUAUACAAAUGGAGUGGUGUGUUACAACUUUAGGAAACUAGUUAGCAGUUACUUCAUUCUUUUAUCACAGGUACAGUCUAUGACUUGAUAUGGUUGACAGCUUACUUUUACUAUUUUUUUACUAAAAUGCCUUCCUGAGUUGAAAAUGGACUACUCUAGAACUCAAAAUUCAAAUCUGGGAAAAUUCUAUUAUACAAAUGGUAAAAGGAAUAGUGUAUAUGUGUAUUAGGAAAGUAUAUUGUUUCUUCAAUUGAUUACUAUAAAUUGUUAAUGAUUUUACUUGUUGACAAUGAUAUUCUUAAUAAGUCAAUGAUUUUUAUUUGUUAUUUAUACAUAUGUAUUCUAAUUCUUAGGCAAUAUUUAUAUAUAAAUGCCCAAUGUUAAAUCUUAUUGACUGAGAUGCUGUCAAAAUACAAAUAAUGCCCAAUACUGCUGUGAUCUGGCCAGGAAUUCUGAUUGAUAUUGUUUGAGAACGUUACCCAGCUGGCUUACAGAUGUUUGGUGGUUCCCCUUUUGUGCCUGAAAUAAUGUAUAAAGGGCCACUUGAAGUCUUCCUCCUCCACUAUAAAUCACCAGUAGGAAAAUCACCACAUUACCUUUACAGUGUAGAGUUAAUAUAGUUUGUGUUAAUAAUAACCACAGCCCGAAUACAGAAUCAUAAUAAUUAUAGAAAUAAACUAUAGAAAUUUGCCUUGAUGUGACUCUGGCAAUAUUUAUUGGUACAUAAUUGAGAAAUAUUUACUAUUAUACCUGUAUAACAUGUGAUUUAUGUCAGAGCUUUACUUUAUGAUGUUAAUAAUUGAAUUAGUUAAUAAUUUUAUAAUUUACAUAAUAAUUGUUUCAAAGUAAGCGUUCUUGCAUAAAAACUAUGCACACAGGUAUACAUUAACUUAGAAGAAACCUUGCAUAAAUGGAUAAAAUUAAACGAGCACGCUCUUUUGCAUGUUUUUGGAUAUGCAUGACUCGGGGCACCAUGUAAAAAAUAGCUGAUUGCUGUGACGGCCCCAGUAAGUUCAUUAUCAAAACAUAACUGUCAGGUGACAUUGCAUGAUCACACGUAAAACAUGUUGAAAUCAUUUUUUUUCAUACGAAAAAUAAAUAACAAAAUGAGAAUUAGACAUACAUUUUGUAUUCUUUUUUCCAAGAACUUGCGCUAAUGCACCUUUUUUGUGCAUUAACAAAUAUUUCAAUGCAAGGUUUCCAUUAAUUGUAUCUUUUCUUAUUUGUUAGAGUUUCCUUAUAGUUUUGUCUAUUUGUGACAUAAAGUUAUGAGGCAAGCUAAGAUCUUUACAUUUAGAGCAUUGUCCGUAAGAAGUGACCAAUGAUAUUAAAAACAUGGAGGUUUUCAUCUUUGCCAGUAAGCAGCAAAAGAGUUAUUGAAAUAAAUUCGAUCUGUAUUGAUGUGCUCUUGAUUUGUUUUUUUUUCUAAGAUAGAUACUUCUUUGUUAAUAUUACCAUUUUGUUAAAGAGAGAGAGAGUAAGAAAUAAAUAUUUUCCAUGUUUUGCUUUGUAAAUCAUGAAUAAAUUGUUUCUUUUAUAAUUUUACAUACCUAUAGUUAUAUGAAAUCUGUAAUUGUUUUAUUAAGCAUUGUUUUUAGCUCACCUGUCACAAAGUGACAGGGUGAGCUUUUGUGAUCGCUUUUCGUCCGGCGUCCGUCCGUCCGGCGUCCGUCCGUCCGUAAACUUUUACUUUAAAUGACAUCUCCUCAUAAACCACUAAGCCAAUUUCAUCCAAACUUCACAGGAAUGUUCCUUUGGUGGUCACCUUUAAAAAUUGUUCAAAGAAUUUAAUUCCAUGCAGAACUCUGGUUGCCAUGGCAACCGAAAGAAAAAACUUUAAAUAUCUUCUUUUAAAAAACCCUAAGAGCUAGAGCUUAGAUAUUUGGCAUGAAACAUCUUCUAAUAAGUGUCUACCAAGUUUGUUCAAAUAAAAGCCCUGGGGUCAAAAUUGGCCCCGCCCCAGGGGGUCUUUGAUUUUCCCUAUAUGCAUAUAGUAAAAACUUAAAAAAUCUUCUUUUAAAGAACCCAAAGAGCUAGAGCUAAGAUAUUUAGCAUGAAACAUCUUCUAAUGAGUGUCUACCAAGUUUGUUCAAAUAAAAGCCCUGGGAUCAAAAUUAGCCCCGCCCCAGGGGGUCAUUGAUUUUCCCUAUAUGCAUAUAGUAAAAACUUUAAAAAAUCUUCUUUUAAAGAACUCAAAGAGCUAGAGCUAAGAUCUUUAGCAUGAAACAUGUUCUAAUGGUUGUCUACAAAGUUUGUUCAAAUAAAAGCCCUGGGGUCAAAAUUGGCCCGUCCCGGGGUCAUUGAUUUUCCUUAUAUGUGUAUAGCAAAAACUUAAAAAAUCUUCUUUGAAAAAACCCAAAUAGCUAGAGUUUAGAUAUUAAGCAUGGAACAUCUUCUAGUGAGUGUCUACCAAGUUUGUUCAAAUAAAAGCCCUUGGGUCAAAAUUGGCCCCACCCCAGGGGGUCAUUGAUUUUCCCUAUAUGCAUAUAGUAAAAACUUAAAAAAUCUUCUAUUAAAGAACUCAAAGAGCUAGAGCUAAGAUAUUUAGCAUGAAACAUGUUCUAAUGGGUGUCUAAUAAGUUUGUUCAAAUAAAAGCCUCGGGGUCAAAAUUGGGCCCGCCCCGGGGGUCAUUGAUUUUCCUUAUAUGUGUAUAGCAAAAACUAAAAAAAAUCUUCUUUGAAAAAACCCAAAUAGCUGGAGUUUAGAUAUUAAGCAUGAAACAUCUUCUAGUGAGUGUCUACAAAGUUUGUUCAAAUAAAAGCCCUGGGGUCAAAAUUGGCCCGGCCCCAGGGGUGUCAUUUUUUUAACUAUAUGUGUAUAGUAAAAACUUAAAAAAACUUCUUUUAAAAAACCCAAUGAGCUAGCGCUUAGAUGUUUAGCAUGAAACAUCUUCUUAUGGGUGUCUACCAAGUUUGUUCAAAUAAAAGCCCUUGGAUUAAAAUUGGCCCUGCCGGGUGGGGUAGGGAGGGGGGUGAUAGAUCGUUGUUUUUCAUUAUAUGUGUGUAGUAAAAACUUAACAUCACGAAACAUCUUCUAAUAGGUGUCUUCCAAGCCCUGGGGGUUUAAACUGGCCCCGUUCCGGGUGCCUUUAUACAGGUGAGCGACCUCAGGGCCAUCAUGGCCCUCUUGUUUGAUAUUUUAUGCACUAAGUUGUUUUGUAUUUUUUACCUUUUGUACAAUUUCUUACAGCGCAAUGUAUAACUAACUAAAUAACCCAUUACCUGCUGGUUGUGUGAAAUGGAUUUGUCCAGCUUUGAAUCUGUGACAGUCCAUUUGAAGUUUAAAGGCCCAUUAUGCCUCAGGAAGGAAUAAAUUUUAACUUCUUAAGGAAAGGCAAAUGUGAAUUUUACAAGGUUUAAAUAAUGAUUUAAGAGCAUGUUAGAUGCUUGUAACCUGAAGAAAGUAGUGAUUGAAAUGAUUUGUCAUAAAAGAAGCAUUAUAUAAAUAAAGUAGUAUUUUGACUUCAUACAAAAUACUAAAUCACUAUAACUGUACUAAUUGCCAAAGGACAACAGGUAAAAAAUAUGGUUAAGCUUAUUUUUUAAAACAAAUGAGUAACUUUUUUGGAAUUAAAGAAGUACAUAUAAAAUAUAAAGCUUUUGAGAAGCAAUUCUGAGGCAUAAUGGGCCUUUAAGUGAUUUUAAAAUUAAGCUACCAGCAGUAUAGUGUAAGCCUGGACAGACUGCACUGGUUUGUAGGCUGGCCUGGCUCUAUACUGGUGGCAAAAGCUAGUUAUUUUGGUCUCAGCAGGCUAAGGGUUAUCAACAUGUUGACCUUUGUCACGUUUGAAAUUUUUUCACAAUAGACUUUUAUGUGAUUGUUACUAACAACUACACUGUCACUACAUUUUAGAUAGUAUUAUAUUUAUUUAUACAUAUUUUUUUUAUUACUGUAUAAUACAUUUGUAUUUGGAAUUGUAAUCAAAAUUCUACAGUUAUUAUUAUCAAAGUAUUUUCAUUUCGUUUCGGCAUUUAAUUGAUUCAGUUUUUACAUGCUAUGUUGUCAUUGUCAAAGUUUGAGAUCGCAUCUAGUAUAGCGGACCCCUGAAUAUAAACAAUAUGUGCAUGCUCACUUAAUGCAGGCUGCUGACACCACAUACCCCCCUGUUUUACAUAUUUAUUUCUUUUACCGAAAACAAAACUGAGAAUAACACAUUGUUACAUAAUAAAGGCAUAAUUACACACUUGAUUAUUUCUGGGGUUCACUAAAGUAGACUCUAUCCGAAUUUUGUUACUUAGACCUCUUUACAGUUUAGACAGAUUGUGUGAAUGAUUAAAAUAGGCUUCCAGAGAUGUAUGGUUGAAAUACCUGUAUUUGUAAUUUACAGAUAUUUAAAUAAAAGUACAGGUGCUUUUGUUUUAAAGGAAUGUCUUAAUUGUCAAAGAAAUGGCACUUUUUAUGCUCCCACAAAGUGGGAGCAUAUAGCGUUGCACUUGUCCGUCCGUACGUCUGUCCAUCCAUCUGUCCGUCUGUACGUCCCGAAAUCUUGUGAACACAACUCCUCUUAAACCGGAUGGCAGAUUUUGUUUAAACUUCCAGGGAUGAACAACCUUAAUGUGUAGAUGGUAGUUAAGGUAGGAAUUUUUGCUAUGACCAAAUUUAACAGAAUUAUGGCCCUUUGUUGAUUUUUUCACUAUAUACAAUAUAGAAAUUUUGUGAACGCAACUCCUCUUAAACCGGAUGGCAGAUUUUGCUUAAACUUCCAGGGAUGAACAACCUUAAUGUGUAGAUGAAAGUAAAGGAAGGAAUUUUUGCUGCGACCAAAUUUAACAGAAUUAUGGCCCUUUGUUGAUUUUUUCACUAUAUACCAUAUAUAUGUUGCAGUGGGGGCAUCCGUGUCCUUUGGACACAGUUCUAGUUUAAGCUAGGAUUUUUUAUUUUUAUAAAAUCAUAAAGGCUAUACACUGAAAUUAUUGAUGAUUAUUUUAUUAAAUUGUUAAGGCUAUAUACUGAAAUUAUGAUUUAUAAAUAAUACAUGUACCCCUAUUUACCAUUGUAUGCAAUACUGUCAUUAGUUUAUACAGAAUAUAUUUGAGCUGUGUCACAACAAAACCAACAUAAUGGUUUUGCGACCAGCAUGGAUCCAGACCAGCCUGCGCAUCGGCGCAGUCUGAUCAGGAUCCAUGCUGUUCGCUUACCAACCCUUUUACAAGUCGAGAAACUGAUAGCGAACAGCAUGGAUCCUGAUCAGACUGCGCGGACGCGCAGGCUGGUCUGGAUCCAUGCUGGUCGCAAACCCAUUAUGCUGGUUUUGUCGUGACACGGCUCAUUUUAGUUUGAUUGAGAAGGAAGCUGUAAGCUUAUAGACACACUGUUUAAUGCAUGCCUGGAACAAACCAAUACUGAACAAUGAGUGUUAAUUUUCUGGCAACAGCGGCUUGUCCCUAACAAGGUUUGAACUAAUUUGGCUAGCACUACUAGUCUGACAAGUCAACCACUUUGCCACUAUACUGUUAUUGUGUGUCUUAUUUAAGCUAUAUUCAUGACCAAAGAAAAAAAAAUCAUUAAAAUAAUUUGUAAAAAUCUAAUCAGAAUUUAUUUUCUUACCUGAACUUUUCUCUCUGGCUGAAAACCAUUGCCCCGCUAAAUAUCUUAAAUCAGGACUUGUCCAUCAUUCAAUCGGGACAAAAACAUUCAUGAUUUUUUAGGGCAAAUUUCAAAAUAUGUACCGACUAUAUAUUGAACAGUGCAAGCGUGUACUAGUAUGAUUAAAGGCUUGUAGUUUUAUUAUUUUAUUAUUAUAUCUUCUUUAUUUAUUUGCUAGUUUACUCUAUGAUCUCAUUUGUUAUGUUGUUUAUUUUUUAGAGAAAGAAAAAAGUAGAUAUCUUUAAUAUAGACUUAUUUGCUUUCUGUAUAGUGUAUGAAUAAUUAUAUACCUGUAAUAAUAUGUAUAUUUUAUUUGAUAGGAUAGUAUAUCAGCUUACAGUACCAUUUGUUUGUUCAUGUGCGUUAAAUAAUGUGAGACACACCAUGCCAAAACUCAUACGACCAUAAGAAUAUUAAAACGUGAUUGUACAUUUAAAUUUUUUUUUUAGAUUCUUUUAUAGCAUAUCACACCAGUUAAUUUGCUUAACACUCUUUUAUGUCUGUGAUUUUUGUAAGAAAACCUUAUGGAUAUCAACUACCAAAAAAAUGUCUGGAUCUGGGAGAUUUUUUAUCACUUCUCGAAAGUGGUCUUUGACAAAUUGCAGAAUAUUUUCACAAUAACGAAUGAUGAAUUUUCAAAUGUUUUUUUUGAGCUAUUAUGGUUGUUCAUUGCAUGGAUUUCAUAUAAAAAUGUAUUUUGUGUACUAAGAGAAUAUAUCUAGAAAUACCUUUUCUGUUCAGCAUAUAAUAAUAUAUAUAUAUAUAUAAACAUAAAUGUGUAAACAUUUUGCUUCAUGAAGAUGAACAGUCUAGAACUGUUAGCUGCUUUUGUCACUACCUUAAGGUGCUGUCUCUUAAAGGGACUUAAAUCGGUUUUGUUUGUUUGUUUUUUUACAUUCAAAAUACAAUUUUCAAGAUUUUUUUUGUACCAUUUGAUAAAAAUCUUGACAAGUAACUUGUGUUCAAAAUAUCAGAUUAUUUGCUCACCCUCACUCUGUUAUUCCAAAAUAAUCAUUUAAAUUGUGGAUAAAUGGCCCAAAAAUGAAGUGUUCAAACACAUAUCUCAGAUCAGCUAAGAAUCGCACAAAAAUAUGAUUCUGGUUUUUUUUUGUAUAGCCAGUCUGAUCAUAGAAACUAACAUUUGAUCAUGAUCAAUUAAUUAUAUGUAUCCCUCACAGAUAUGGGAUUGAUUUCUGUCAGGGGCAUUUAAUUCUUUCCUGUUCCAAAGCUAUCUGGCCGUGGAAGAUUGUUGUUCUUCAUAGGUGCCUUUCAAUAGCUGAAAUAGUGCAUAGAGGGGCAUCUUUGUUCUUCCUAUUGCCAGUAAAGCUUGAAAAUCAGCAUAUGACCAAGUUACUACAUGACGAGGUAUUAAGUCAACAUGUGACCUUAACACUUUCAAUGUGUCUUAAAACCCAAUCCCCCCUUGUGGCUGAGUAACUGGUUGCCUCCAAGAGUUAAGUCAUCAGAAUUGCAGUCACCGUUUUGCAUCUCUAAGCUCUAACAGGUGAGGUGGUUUUGACCCCCUGGUGAUUCUUUAAGUUUUUAACACCCGAGGUUAGCUAAAAUCAUCUUCCAUGUUCUGGCACCAUAUGACCUAAAUUGUGUUGGUGCGCUAUAAUUAUAACCAAACAAAACACAAAAAAAUAGAACAAUUUCUUGUAAAUAUGUAAAUUGUCUUAUUUGCCUUUGAAGUGAUUUAUGACUUUUUGAGCACUGUUUGUUUGGGGGUUUUUUUUAUUGGCGAUUAUUCACAAGUGAAAACAUUUAAUACCCUCUAAUAUUUAAUAGCCUAAGAAUUGCAACAAAUUGCAUAUCUGGUAUAUUUGGUAUAAAUUUUGAAUUCAUUAAUUGAAGGUCAAUUGACUGAGAAAAUUCUACAUAGAAAAAAGGCCAAAAGCACAAUUCUAAUUAAGAAGUCUUAAAGGCAGGAAAAAAUAUAUUAAUGUUUUGUAAUAUACACAUAGAAUUGUACUUGAAACAAGCAGUUAGGGUCAUCCAUGGCCAAGUGGUUAAAGUCGCUGACUACAAACCACUUGCCCCUCACCGCUGUGGGUUCAAAUUCUGACAGGGACAUUGGAUUCUUUUAUGUUAGGAAGCUACCCAGCUAGCUAAUGGAACGUCGGUGGUUCUCCUCAGGCCCGUUCAUGCCUGAAAUAAUGCAGGGAAGUGUACCCGAGGUAUUCCUGCACCAAUAAAAGUCGAAAGUUGCCAAUUUUAUGACCUCUACGGUGUUGGUGCAACGUAAAACCCAACCAAAAAAAAAAAAAAAAAAAAAUAGCAGUAAACUGUUACUGACCUGUAUGUAAUGGCCUGUAACUUACCCUUUAACCUGCUUAUUUUUUUUUUAAAUGACCAUGUUGAGGUUUUAUUUCUUCAACUGUCAAUUUUCAUUGUGUAUCGAGAUGAAAAUUAGAAGUAAGCCAGUUUAGAGCCUGGUCAUACUGCAUGUAUGUACUAUGAGCUGGUCUGGCUCUAUACUGGUAUCAAAGGGUAAUAACUUACGAUUUCUGCAGGGUAAGUGUUAAAGUGUACACAUGUAUACAUAUUGUGGACAAAGUGUAUAAUUCUUCAUAAUCAAACUUACUCUGUGAUUUGUUUGGCUUAUACAUUAGUGUUUUGUUUAUCAUCCAUUUCAUAAUCAAAGAUACUAUAAAAUAAUUAAAAUUUGAAUUUUGUGGCUAUUCAAGCGAUUAGAAACAAGGGCAUAUUGGCAUUGUUUUGUAGCACCAAGUAUAUUUUAUACAUUUAUAUCUGUGAUAUGGUGAUAAGGCUUUAAAACAUCAUUUACUCAAUCUAUUUAUUUACCUACAAGACUGACCUCUUAUAAGACGGAGUCCUUAAUUUUAUAUAAAGUCUGCUGUUUUCUUUUAUAAUUACUUUUUUAAUGCCAUGAUAUUUAAACUUGCCAAUUUGUUUAUUAAGCUCAUUUAGUAUUAAACUGUACUUUAUUCCAUUUAGCUUAUUAAAUAAUGCAGCAAUAUGUAUGUUAGAAAUCUUCCAGCAAGCAUAGUAUUGUUUUAAUUGUUUGCCUUUUUGUCUGGGUUUUUUUUUGCAGACAUCUUUAACAUUACCCAUAAUUGUUCUAUUUCUCGAUCUAUAAGCUACAGUUAUAUUUCAAUACAACAUAUACCUUAAGACUAGAACUUCAAUUUGGCAUAUUGUAUGAUGUAUGAUGUCAAGCCAUAAAUGGCCUUGACCUUCAGCCUUGAUGGUCAAAGUUUAAAAUUCAGGAAAUUACACGAGAUUUUGGAUGGAGGUGUUUGUUAAUUAUAAACACUUAUAAUUUUUAAUUUUAAACCUGAUAUACUUGCUUAUUUAUAUAAUUUUGUAAGUUUGUAUAUGUACAUGUAGGUAUUUUAGAUGUUGAGUCACAUUAUAAUUAUACUAAAAAAUGUUACUGCUAAUUGACUAUUAAGUAAAAGCUAUAUAUACCCUAUA